AUGGCCUCAAGUGUUUCCUUCUCAGUCGCCUCGGGUCUAUUCGCCCUGGUGUGUAGAAUCAUCAAUUACUAUAUAACUCGAUCUCAGCUCAUCUGGCCAUUCCUCGAUCGAAUAUGUGGUGGCCUCUACGCCAUCACUUCCCGAACGUGUGGUAAUUUCAACCUUCGACACGGGCGUAGCAGUUCUGAGAUUACUCCUUCGGAAACGCUCUACGAUCCCUCUACUACUGCCCGAGCACAGGCUGAAAGUAGAGCUAUAGUCGAUGGCGCUACUGACCAAGCUGCCUCGAUGGUAUCCAGUGCUAAGAGGGAGUUGGAGGGUCGAAGUGAUACUUAUACUACUACUCUCUUAACACUAAUCAUGCAGGUAAGCGAGCUCUAA
Molecule: messenger RNA, 381 nt
Organism: Perkinsus marinus ATCC 50983
Lineage: Eukaryota; Perkinsozoa; Perkinsida; Perkinsidae
Exons: 4
Coding region: 1-381 (126 amino acids)
Source: RefSeq, a predicted model, not a curated record